This is a messenger RNA of Jaculus jaculus (lesser Egyptian jerboa), 3758 nucleotides long. RefSeq names its product membrane metalloendopeptidase (gene Mme). Bases 381 to 2630 code for a protein of 749 amino acids. The record is from RefSeq and is a predicted model, not a curated record. Gene Ontology annotation, molecular function: metalloendopeptidase activity. The transcript has 23 exons. Gene Ontology annotation, biological process: protein processing; amyloid-beta clearance. NCBI's taxonomy places the organism in Eukaryota, Metazoa, Chordata, Mammalia, Rodentia, Dipodidae. Gene Ontology annotation, cellular component: plasma membrane.
GGGAACUGCUCGACUCCCGGGUCCUACGCGGCAAGGCGGGGAUUGAGGGCGCCAAGACGCGCGGGGCGCGGAGAUGUGCAAGUGGAGAAGCUUGACCGCGCUCUGGCGGGAGCAGCCGCCCAACUUCCCGAGUGGGAUCUGCUAGGAGGCCACGGUGAGGGCAAAAAAUUUGUCCUGAGAUCUAUCAGAUGGCUACUUUACUUUUACUUUUAACAUGAAAAUUUUGAAUUUUCAAUGAAAAUUUUUUCUAAUUUAAAAUAAUUUGACCUUUUAUUCAGCUAUAUUAAGCAUUUAAAUAUAUAUACACAUACAUACGUGUGUGUGUGUGUGUGUGUGUGUGUGUGUGUGUGUGUGUGUGUGAAUUUUUCAGAUUUUAGGUGAUGGGCAGAUCAGAAAGUCAGAUGGAUAUAACUGAUACCAACACUCCAAAGCCAAAGAAGAAACAGCGAUGGACCCCACUAGAGAUCAGCCUCUCGGUCCUCGUCUUGCUCCUAACUAUCAUAGCUGUGACGAUGAUUGCUCUCUAUGCAACCUAUGAUGAUGGUAUUUGCAAGUCAUCAGAUUGCAUAAAAUCAGCUGCUCGACUGAUCCAGAACAUGGAUGCCAUGGUUGAGCCUUGUACAGACUUUUUCAAAUAUGCCUGUGGGGGCUGGUUGAAACGCAACGUCAUUCCUGAGACCAGUUCCCGUUACAGUAAUUUUGACAUUUUAAGAGAUGAGCUAGAAGUUGUUUUGAAAGAUGUUCUUCAGGAGUCCAAACCUGAAGAUAUUGUAGCAGUACAGAAAGCAAAAACAUUGUACAGGUCUUGUACAAAUGAAUCUGCUAUUGAUAGUAGAGGUGGACAACCUCUACUCAAACUGUUACCAGAUAUAUAUGGAUGGCCAGUAGCGACAGAAAACUGGGAGCAAACAUAUGGUACUACUUGGACAGCUGAGAAAUCUAUUGCUCAAUUAAAUGCUAAAUAUGGAAAAAAAGUCCUUAUUAACUUCUUUGUUGGUACUGAUGAUAAAAAUUCUACUAAUCAUAUAAUUCAUUUUGACCAACCUCGAUUUGGCCUUCCUUCCAGAGACUACUAUGAAUGUACUGGGAUAUAUAAAGAGGCUUGCACAGCAUAUGUGGAUUUUAUGAUUUCUGUGGCCAAAUUGAUUCGUCAGGAAGAAAGAUUGUCUAUUGAUGAGAACCAGCUUUCUUUGGAAAUGAAUAAAGUUAUGGAAUUGGAAAAAGAAAUUGCCAAUGCUACAACUAUACCUGAAGACCGAAAUGACCCAAUGCUUCUUUAUAACAAAAUGACAUUGGCCCAGCUUCAAAAUAACUUUUCUCUAGAGAUCAAUGGGAAGCCAUUCAGCUGGUCAAAUUUCACAAAUGAAAUAAUGUCGACUGUGAAUAUUAAUGUUCAGAAUGAGGAAGAUGUGGUUGUUUAUGCUCCAGAGUAUUUAACCAAACUUAAGCCUAUUCUUACCAAAUAUUCUGCCAGAGAUCUUCAAAAUUUAAUGUCCUGGAGAUUCAUAAUGGAUCUUGUAAGCAGCCUCAGCCGAAACUACAAGGAGUCCAGAAAUGCUUUCCGCAAGGCCCUUUAUGGUACAACAUCAGAAACAGCAACUUGGAGACGUUGUGCAAACUAUGUCAAUGGGAACAUGGAGAAUGCCGUGGGGAGACUUUAUGUAGAAGCAGCCUUUGCUGGCGAGAGCAAACAUGUGGUUGAAGAUUUGAUUGCACAAAUCCGGGAGGUUUUCAUUCAGACUCUGGAUGACCUCACGUGGAUGGAUGCUGAAACAAAAAAGAAAGCUGAGGAAAAGGCUUUAGCAAUUAAGGAAAGGAUUGGCUAUCCUGAUGACAUUUCAAAUGAUAACAAACUGAACAAUGAGUAUCUCGAGUUGGACUACAAAGAAGAUGAAUACUUUGAGAAUAUAAUCCAAAAUUUGAAAUUUAGCCAAAGAAACCAACUAAAGAAACUCCGAGAGAAGGUGGACAAAGAUGAGUGGAUAAGUGGAGCAGCUGUAGUCAAUGCCUUUUAUUCUUCAGGCAGAAAUCAGAUAGUCUUCCCUGCUGGCAUUCUGCAGCCCCCUUUCUUUAGUGCCAAGCAGUCCAAUUCAUUGAACUAUGGGGGCAUCGGCAUGGUCAUAGGACAUGAAAUCACACAUGGCUUUGAUGAUAAUGGCCGCAAUUUUAACAAGGAUGGAGACCUUGUUGACUGGUGGACUCAACAGUCAGCAAAUAAUUUUAAAGACCAAUCCCAGUGUAUGGUGUACCAGUAUGGAAACUUCACCUGGGACCUAGCAGGUGGACAACAACUCAAUGGACUUAAUACCCUGGGAGAGAACAUAGCUGAUAAUGGAGGUAUUGGCCAAGCAUACAGAGCCUAUCAGAAUUAUGUUAGAAAGAAUGGUGAGGAAAAAUUACUUCCUGGACUUGACCUAAACCACAAACAACUGUUCUUCUUGAACUUUGCCCAGGUGUGGUGUGGGACCUAUAGGCCAGAGUAUGCAGUCAAUUCCAUUAAAACAGAUGUGCACAGUCCAGGCAACUUCAGGAUUAUCGGGACUUUGCAGAAUUCUGCUGAGUUUUCAGAAGCCUUUCACUGCCGCAAGAACUCAUACAUGAAUCCAGAAAAGAAAUGUCGGGUUUGGUGAUCUUCACAAGAAGCAAUAGUUCCAUAGAUGGCUUUCCAGCAGUAUGCAAGUGGAAAAUCUCCAGCUGUGCAAAAUUGGGCCCUAGAAGUCUCAUUGCAGUUACUUCAGGACAAUUAGCACAAAUGACAGCAAGUUAAUGUAGAGGGAAAUAGAUUAUUUUGGAUACCAUCUAAAAGAAGGAAGUGAAGGAUUCUAAGCUCUGUCAAAUCAAUCAUUUCACCAUGUAAAUAGUACUUCAUUUCAAAACAGUAUUACCAUUCAUUUCUGUUUCUCAUAAGGUCUGCAAGUUUAUUACUGUCCGUAGAGAACAGUGUUAAACACUUGAGGCCAGCAAAGGCUUAGCAGAGGGAGACAGGCAGUGCAUACAGUUGGACACAAAAGCACUGAAAUGGGAUGAAAGUGUAAAACACAUUCCCUAAGCAUUUGUUUCACCUUAAUUUGUAAUACUAAUUCUCCUUCCAAAUUCUCUCAAAGAACUCUUACGCAUACUGGAACUUUCAGACUUACACAAUUUAAAUUCAUUUGGCGUAUAUCCAUUCUUUAUUCAUUUGACUAUUGUUUUAACCUCUCUUAAGGCAAAAAAGAAUGCCUAAAACUAUUUUGAGUUAUACCUGCUAUAGUAAUUUUGAGAUUUUUGAAGCCACUGCAAUUUUCUAAGGAAUUUCUUGCUUGUUCUCUCUCUUACUCUAUGUAGCUAUUUUUCUAUCUAUCUCUCAAAACUGGGUCUUUUUAAAGGAUUUAUAAUAAUGUAUAAAUAAUUUUUAUAUAAUUAUUGACUACAUUUAUGACUGAGCAACUGUUAUUAUAGAAAAUUAUAUUGGCAUAGGACAAGAUGAACAGUUAUGAACAAAUUUGUAAAAUGAUGUACAGAUGAAAAUUUGAGACUUUUUCAACUUAUAAAUCAUAUUAAUGAAAAGCUUUAAGUACAAACUUUAGGGGUAAAAAUUGCCAUUGAACAGUUGUAUAGAGAUGUCCAAUAGUUGUGGUUUACAAGCAAUAUUUUCAAGAUUGAACCUAUCUCCAAGGGUGGUUAUGAAAGGGAAAAAUUAUAUCUAUGUAGCUUAAUGAGUCCUUACCUUUCAUCUGAUAGAAAUAUUUUGAUAAUAAAUUGAAGUUAUGAGCCCUUUA